Corylus avellana is the source of this 619-nucleotide messenger RNA. The record is from RefSeq and is a predicted model, not a curated record. Lineage: Eukaryota; Viridiplantae; Streptophyta; Magnoliopsida; Fagales; Betulaceae.
UCCCAAUUUUUCUCUCUCAUUUUCUCAUUCAUUUUCCUAUGGCCAAACACCUCCAGGAACUCCAAGAAUCCGACGUUAUUUUCCCCGACCACGUCAGCAACGACAGUUGUUGCCAAGAAAUGGAUCGUCGUACCACACGCGGCGCGUCGUACGAGUACUGCGAGAAGAAGGAGAAGAGAAUGGCAAACUCGGUGCCUGUAAAUAUUCCGGAUAGGUAUAGCAUAUUCCGCCGGACGGAUAGCGAUGACCUGGAAGAGGAAUCGGAUGACGGGGAAGUGGUGCCGCCACAUGUCAUCAUUGGGCGGAGAAUCGCCGGGAAAAUGGCCUUCUCGGUGUGCACCGGCAACGGGAGAACCCUCAAGGGCCGGGAUUUAAGCCAAGUUCGAAAUUCAAUUCUUAGGAUGACUGGGUUUUUAGAAACGUGACCAUUGAUUGAAUCCAUAUAACCAUGACGUAUAAGCCAUGUUUACGGCUCCCUUUUUUUUUUUUUUAAGAAGUGAAAGGAAAAAUCAGAGUGAAAAAGGAAAUAUAUUUUCCACUUGUUCCUAUUUCUAUUUAUAUAUAUAUAUAAUUUUUUUUAGUGAUUUGGGACUAUCAUUCAUUGUAAAUAGAAAAUAAA